Molecule: messenger RNA, 8438 nt
Organism: Xiphophorus couchianus (Monterrey platyfish)
Lineage: Eukaryota; Metazoa; Chordata; Actinopteri; Cyprinodontiformes; Poeciliidae
Product: membrane-associated guanylate kinase, WW and PDZ domain-containing protein 1-like
Exons: 24
Coding region: 685-5550 (1621 amino acids)
Biological process (GO): signal transduction
Cellular component (GO): cytoplasm; cell-cell junction
Molecular function (GO): protein binding
Source: RefSeq, a predicted model, not a curated record
CGCGCACAGAGGAAGGCGCUUAGUGUCCGCGUUUCCAUAUUUUGCGGGUCAGGACAACAGCCUGCCGGAGUUCCCGUAGGAUUAAACGCACGGAUCGCAGUAAUCCGCCCUGAAACGAGAGCUGGUCGGCGGGAGGAGCUUCAAGACCCGGCAGGUUUGGGGUUGGCUUGGAGUUUUCCACGUGGAGUCUUAGCGAGACGCAUGCGCCUUCUCCCCUAUUUCUCCAUCCCCACUGUACAGAGGGAACUUGAAGCGUUACCUGCUUAAAGGAGCCGCUGGCUGUCAUACACAGAAGCUUGGUGAUAGAGGUUCUUUCCUCAUUUUCCCCUAAAACAGAAAGUUUUAAAAGGAAAACAAACAUUGUGUUAUUCUAAUGAAAGAGGCGGAACUGUGAGAUAAAUCUUGAAAUCAUUCUAUGGGGAGGGAUUAGAUCCAAUUACGAGGAAUAAGAGCGUGUGCUGCUGCUAAAGAUGCGGAAACAACAGCAGCUGUUGAAGUCUGGAGCUUGAUCCAUGUAGGAUACGUGAGCGAGGAGCAGCAUGUCCAAGUUUAAGAGUAAACAUGUUCGAAGUUGCACUCAAAGGACAUGAAGGUUUUUUCCGUGGGAUGUCCUCCGUGCUAUGAAUCGACUCAUUCUCUUUCCACUACUCGGAAUUUACGGGUUUUCUUUGGAGCCUACCCACCAUGUCAAAAGUCAUCCAGAAGAAGAACCACUGGAUAACAAAAGUGAACGAGUGCGCGGUCAUCCGGGACGAGAAUGGGGAGCUGAACGCGGAGCUGCACGGUGGAGCGGAGAAUGGAGAGUUUGCAUACAUUGGACAGAUCAGAGAGGAUGCUGUGGUUUAUCAGGACGGGAAACUGUCUGAGGGAGAACUGCUGCUUGAAGUUGAGGGGCUGUCAGUGUCUGGAUUACCUCUUUAUGACAUCUACACUGUAAUCAACUGCUGCAAAGGACCUGUCAGGUUAAAAACUGUUCGUCAAGGUCACAAGCUCAACAAGGAUCUGAAGCACUUCUUGAGCUUGAGGUUUCAGAAAACGUCACCUGACCAUGAGUUGCAGAAGACUAUCCGCGCCAAUUUAUAUCGCCAUGCUGUGCCUUGUACGACCCGUCCCCCUCGAGACGAAGAGGUCCCAGGGUUGGAUUAUAACUUCCUGUCUGUGGAGGACUUCCUACAACUGGAGGAGAGUGGCACACUACUGGAAGUAGGAACAUAUGAAGGUAACUAUUAUGGGACCCCAAAGCCUCCAAGGCAGCCCAUCAUUGGGACAGUGACUCUCAGUGAUGCGGGUUCCCAUCCGUCUACCCCGAAGCGCACCAAGUCCUACCAUGACAUGCAAAAAGUCCAUGUAGUGCCUGCUGACGAUGACGAUGACGACCAGGCCACGGAAAUGAACAACAGUUUUACAGGAUCCUUAGUGCGUAGUCUGUUCCCCUCUCCUUUGUUGUGCACAGGUAACCCUAACGACCAGGACGAGAGCCGCAGCGGCAUCCUCCGGCCGUACCCCGUGCGUGAUAAUGCUCUACCCUGUGGUCUGAACAAUGCAGCCACUUCCACUGCAGAGAGCGGGCAGCAGACACUUGCAGAGCCCCAAGUCUCUCCAGAGGACCCUCUGGGACCGCUGCCCGAAAACUGGGAGAUGGCCUACACCGAGAACGGGGAACUGUACUUCAUAGACACGGCAAAGACUCUCCACCAGGACAUGGCUGUGUGUUUUCAGAGCUUCCACAACACAAAGACCACAUCCUGGCUGGAUCCUCGAUGUAGAGACAAAGCCCCCCGGCCUCUGGAGGAGUGUGAUGAUGAUGAAGAAGGGAUACAUACAGAAGACCUGGAGAGUGAUAUAGAGCUGCCUCCAGGAUGGGAGAGAAUAGAUGACCCGGUGUAUGGAGUGUAUUAUGUUGACCAUAUAAACAGGAAGACCCAGUAUGAGAACCCAGUGUUGGAGGCGCGGCGUCAAAAAAUCCUGGAACAGCAGCAACCGCCGCAGCCUCCAGAAGGUGAGCGGUAUAUCCGAGAGUGGAUAGAGGAACACUCAUCAGCAGCAGCUCCACUGGCAAGCUAUGCUCCAAACCACCUGGAGACCUACAGGGACCCACAAGUCCCACCUGCUCUUCCUCCUGGCCCGGUUGGAGUUAAGAGAGGGAAACCUUUCUUCACCAGAAAUCCUGCAGAGCUGAAAGGAACCUUCAUCAAUACCAAGCUGAAGAAAAGCCGCCGUGGAUUCGGCUUCACAGUAGUUGGAGGUGACGAGCCCGAUGAGUUCCUGCAGAUCAAAAGUCUGGUGCUGGACGGACCUGCAGCUGUGGAUGGCAAAAUGGAGACAGGCGACGUAAUCGUCAGUGUGAAUGACACCAUCGUGCUGGGCUACACUCAUGCACAGGUGGUGAAGAUUUUCCAGUCCAUCCCUAUCGGCUCAAUGGUGGACCUAUCCUUAUGCCGUGGCUAUCCGCUGCCAUUUGACCCCGAUGACCCCAACACCAGCCUAGUGACAUCUGUGGCGAUCUUGGAUAAAGAGCCGAUCAUUGUCAAUGGACAAGAGACUUUUGACGCACCCACCAAUCAGGCCGGACCCAUCAAUGGAAUGCGAGAGCCACGGCCGCACAGCCCCCUGGCCGAGGUAGCCUCCAACGGUUCACACGGCUACUCCAGUGAUGUGGUCACCCUGGCUUCAGCCAUUGCCACCCAGCCAGAGCUGAUCACCAUCCACAUGGAGAAGGGAGACAAAGGGUUUGGGUUCACCAUCGCUGACAGUCUGACGGGAGGCGGACAGAGGGUCAAGCAGAUAGUGGACUAUCCACGGUGCCGUGGCCUGAAAGAGGGGGACAUCCUAAUGGAGGUCAACAAGAGAAAUGUCCAGAAUAUGAGCCACAACCAAGUGGUGGAUCUGCUCAGCAAAUGUCCGAGAGGCAGUGAAGUCACCAUGUUAGUGCAAAGAGGCGUGGUGCCAGCCAAGAGAAGCCCAAAGCUGGUGCACCAGUUGGAGAGAAAGGACAGUCAGAGCAGCUCCCAGCACAGUGUGUGCAGCCAUCGCAGCGCCCACACCGACUCUCCUAGCCACCCACCCUCUGCCAUGCCCAGUGAGGCAGUGGUCCCAACUCCAGCAGCUCCCACACAGCCUCUGCCGGUCUUGCCCCUGCAGGACCCUGCAGAUGGCACUCUCACCCUCCAGAAGAAGCCAGACCCUUUCAAGAUUUGGGCGCAGUCCAGGAGCAUGUAUGAAAGUCGACUGCCAGAUUGCCAGGAGCAAGACAUUUUCCUGUGGCGAAAGGAUACUGGUUUUGGCUUCCGCAUUUUGGGAGGAAAUGAGGCUGGAGAACCUAUCUACAUUGGGCACAUAGUGAAGUACGGGGCUGCAGAUGAAGAUGGCCGUUUGCGGUCUGGUGAUGAGCUCAUCUGUGUGGAUGGCACAGCGGUAGUGGGAAAGUCACACCAGUUGGUGGUUCAGCUGAUGCAGCAGGCUGCCAAACAGGGUCAUGUCAACCUCACGGUCAGACGCAAGACCCCCGGAUACGGAGUGUCAAAGGGAGAAGGUGACGUUCCCCCAUCGCCGGCCUCCUCACACCACAGCAGCACGCAGGCUCCCAGCCUAACAGAAGGCAAGCGGACCCCUCAGGGGAGUCAGAACUCACUGAACACAGUCAGUUCUGGCAGUGGAUCUACCAGCGGCAUAGGCAGUGGUGGUGGAGGUGGCAGCGGGAGCGCUGUGAUUCCGGCCUCUCUGCAGCCUUACGACGUGGAGAUCCAGCGGGGAGAAAACGAAGGAUUCGGUUUUGUGAUUGUGUCGUCCGUCUCCCGGCCUGAUGCUGGCACCACAUUCGCUGGAAAUGCUUGUGUGGCGAUGCCCCACAAAAUAGGCCGCAUCAUAGAGGGCAGCCCGGCGGACCGCUGCGGGAAGCUGAAGGUCGGGGACCGGAUUCUGGCCGUUAACGGUUGCUCCAUCACGAACAAGUCGCACUCGGACAUUGUCAACCUGAUCAAGGAGGCUGGCAACACCGUCUCACUCAGGAUCAUUCCAGGCGAUGAAUCUUCCAAUGCUUCUCUGCUGACUAAUGCAGAGAAAAUAGCUACCAUAACCACCACACACACACCUCAGACCACAGAGUUAAGGAAUCAUUCAAAGUCAAAAGGUGCUCCUCCUCCACCUCCUUCACAAACUCAAAUGCAGGACGCCGAGUACUAUUCUGUGGACCUGGAGAGGGACAGCAAAGGAUUUGGCUUCAGCCUAAGAGGAGGACGGGAAUACAACAUGGACCUUUACGUGCUGAGACUAGCCGAGGAUGGGGCUGCUGUCAGAAAUGGCAAGAUGAGGGUGGGAGAUGAGAUUCUGGAGAUUAACGGUGAGAGCACAAAGAACAUGAAGCAUUCACGAGCCAUUGAACUGAUCAAGAACGGAGGUCGGAGGGCGCGGCUUGUCCUGAAGAGAGGCGAUGGAUCAGUACCUGAAUAUGACGGCAGCAGUGACGGGCACCCUCCCGCACCCAGGGCACAAAACACUCCGGAAGUGAGAACGUUGCCACCAAAAAGCCGAUAUCACACCUCAUUGGAGUCCAGUUAUCCACCAGACUUUCACAAACCAUCACGCCUGGAGGAGGCUGCACGUGGCCGAGGUAUGGACAAAAACAGGGACUGGGCUGGCUCGGAUCUGAUGGACUUCCACGGCCGGCAGUUUAAUCCCCAUCAUCAUCACACCUGGAAUAACAGUCACAGUCAAAGUACCCUCCGACAGCAGUCUCCUGACAACAGCAAUGACAGCAGUGCUGGCAACAAGAAGAGCCGAGGCCGCAAAGUCAAGAAGUCUGAAUCAGAGAGUGGUAUCUCCAAGCUCCUGAAAACUCUGAGGAAGGACAACUCGGGAAAGAAGGCUGCUGCUGCUGAAAAACUGCGGGGUCGAGAGCUCUCGAGCAGCAGUUCUACCCUGGACAGAAGGUUUCAGUUGCACCGUCGUGGCUCCCUCGAUCGCUCACCAACCAGGAAGCGCAGCUCAUCUCCAGAUCGUCGGCGGGCGAAAUCCAUGGACCGCAGGGCAGAGCGUGCGCACCGGGACCACACACCUGAGAAGGAGUACGAUGAUGGAGGGUUCCUCUCGGUCACCCCUGAGCGGAAACUCUUCGAACGGAAGCACCUCAAGGAGUCCCAGGUAGCUGGACGAGUGAGCGAGUCGUCCACCCCGGACCGCGUCAACAACAGAGGGGAUUCUCUCCCCAGAGGCCGUUCGUAUGAGAAAGCUACUAAGAAUGGCAAUCUUCUGAGAGACUCUUCCUCAGAGAGGAAGGAGGAGAGACACCGGAUGAACGGGACAAUGGAGAGGCGAUACAGAUCGGAGCAGGACUCUUCCCCUGACAGCAUCUAUAGCCGGGAUGAGCUGAACUAUGCAGCAGCGCCCAGACUGAAGGACUAUUACAGCAUGAUGAAGAACAACGCUGCACACAACAAUGCUACCUACAACAAGACAGGACCCAUCAAUAACGCCGGAGGCCGCAGCUCAAACCAGAUCCCUGAGCCCAAGAGAAGGCUGUACAAAGAAAAUUCUAAAGACCUCAGUAUCUAGAGGGAGGAGAGUACCCUCACUGCUCUCUCCUCUGUCCGUACAAACUACGUAACAUACACUGGAAUUGGACUUGUAACAAUACUAACUCUUACUCUUUAUUUGGUUGAAUUGUUUAUGAAUUGAUUUGAUUGACUAAACUACUUGUGGUCCCAUCUAGAGAUUUAUAAAAACAGCAGGAGUACAAUCCCUCUAUCAGUUUAUACUGGUUGUGUUGUCAUUGUUCUUGUUAUUUUGAGCAUAACAGAGGUUGUUGUACUGUAGUAAAGGUAUUGUAUGUGCCUGCAUAUGAAAUCAGUGAUAUUGCUUUUUGUAGGCAUUGUUGACUUUAAAUAUUUGUUCCCUUCAAAGGUCUGAAUAAUGCUUCCAUUUGUGGUAAAUCCUAAAUCCUGAGCUUGUUUUUGAAAUUAUUUUAGGUGUCCUUUUCGCUCCUGAAUUACUGACACUAUAACUACUGAUGGUUCACAAGAACUGUGGAAGUAAAGCAAAGCUCUACAUUUAAAUUGGAUGGUGAAACUAGAGCAUUAAAUUAUAAAUAGUAAUAAUAUAUGAAAUUUCUAAUUUUGCUCUAUUUAUUUAGAAUUUCACUCGCAUCUUGAGUGAGCUUAAUUAAAUCCUUAAGGGCUGAGGUAGAAGUGUAAGCAUGCUGUACUUCAACUUAUGUUGCAUCAUUGUUUGACAGCCCAUAUUAUUCCUAUUAGAAAUUAUUUUCAGUGACUCUGAGGCCCUUUCUACAAUAACACAGAUGUUUUCUGCUGUGCUUCCACCUACCAUCCAUAGAGUUUCCAAUUAAAAACUACAUAUAAAAAAAGCACUAUAAGGCAAAGAUUUGUAAAAACGUUCUCUCCACUGAAUGUCCAGAGAUUAUAUAGGAAACAAUGACCUAGAGAAACACUUUUCUUAGACUUGAUACACAUUUCUUUUCUAGAAACCACGGCAUCAAUAGAGCCAAUUUAAUUGAUCUUUUCUUCAAAAGAAGGCGGAAGUUAAAGAACAUAUUUCCUAAUUUUUACAGCUUUUCCUUUUCAAAUGUGCUCAGCCUUAUAUCUCACAGUAGAUUUAUUCAUUUCCAUUCAGUCUUUAAUAUUUCUAGAGUGGUUUAGCUUGGAUUUGAGUUUUUGGUAAGUAGAAGGUGAGUUUUUGGUAAGAGAAAGUGAAGAAUAUUUUAAAAAAAGUCAUUGUGUGCUAUAAAUGUGUUUACUCUGGAUAUGUGGUGAUUAACCAAAAUUGUGACUUAGAAUCUGACUUUGUAAUUGUCUGCUCUUCCUUUCUAUGCUAAAAACUGUAACAACAGUGGGGUAAUUAUUCUUUCCCACAUCGCUCUUGAUUUGUCCGGACUCUCCUCCCAGUAAGCUGAAGAAGAUCUGAGGACAAAGGAUAAACUCAGUGAAAGGAAAUACGAUCCAGUUGUUUUGAAAGAAUCUUUACCCUAGCACCGCUUUAACCAGGAUUAAUAUUAUUUUAAAAUUGUCAUUAAUGCUAGCAUUAUCACCACCUGCUGGCGAAGCACAGUUAUUACAACAUUUAAAAGUUGUGCUACUGAGUGCAGAUAGAUUUUUAACAAAGGACGAAAACAUUGAAAAUAUCUAGAGUAGUAUAGCUGGGACCUGAGACUUUUUGUUUAAACCAAAUGACUAGUUUUGCCCUUCUCUACACUGAAGCAGCCUCUUUCUACUACAUCCGAAUCUGUUCAUGACAGAGUGAGUUUCCCAAAUUUCUCAAGAAGCCUGUGUAGUAAUUUAGAAAAGUCAGCAUUUUUGCCAUACUGCCAGCUGAAGCUGCCAUAAAGUACGUUUAUUCAGAUAUGCCAAAAAAAAAAAUCAUUAAUUAUCCCUGUGCAAGAUGCAUGUGUAAGUUAAAAUGUAGUGUAACAACCUUGUUAGGCCUAAAGAAACACUGUAAUCCCCAACACUUAUUUCUAGCCCAGCUCUCAUAUUUAUUACACCCAUUGUCCAUCCUCUGGGCCCUGACACGUUGAGCUGAUGAGGUUUGUUGGCACGGUAACGUACAGUGAGUCCUGGUAGAUGAGACAACUAUUUCUGCCACUCUGAGCCACACUGUCACGCCACUGAAGUCUGACUGCUGCUUUUUCAUGUUUUUGUUUUUGUGUGAUUAUUCUCUGUUUUAUGUUUUGUUUGAAAACUAGAACUAUAUAUUGGAUGAACCACAACAAAUGCAUUGUUUCAUCACCGGUGUCACUAUGGUACUGUAUUCAAUAAAAAUACAAAACCAAACAAAAAAUGAGAGAGGGAGAGAUAGAGUCACAGUUAGGAGGUUGGUCAUCACCUGUAAAGAGAUUUUCUCUCCCAAUGUAACUACUAGGAACUUGUCAAGGAAUAAAAUGUUGCCUUUUUCUUGCACAAAACAGAAAUUUAUGAAGAACCUCUGCAGUGAGGAAUGUGAUAUUGUGUUUAUAUCUCUGAAAUGGACCUGACAAUUUAUGGUAAAUAUGUUGAUUUACUCUGGGUCAGGUAUAUAAAGACAUUUUAAAAAUGAAAGACUGUAUUUGGUCAAUCAACAGCUGAUAAAUGGUUUGAAUCUCUCUAUGGUUAGCCUGCCUUUGUAUUAUAAAGCACUUGUAUGCAGUCUGUGUUCUUCAAGCAUUAUUUCUUGCAGUGUGCUCCAGACAUAAUGCUGUCUCUAUGUUGAUAAAAGCAGUACAUGUAUAUGGGCCAAUUUUUUUUUAUAUAACUAUGCAUAUAUAAAUACUACAUUGUCCAUAGCUUUAUUUGACCCAUGAAGCUAUACAUAACAUUAGUCAAAGUAAAAGUAGAUGUGGACUUAUCCAGCUUCUUUUCCUUCAGAUGGAUUACAAUGUAUAUGUAGCUAUCAAAAGAAGUCUGUGGAUGCUAUUUUUAUUAUCAAAUAAAGUUUUGCAUACAAAUUCAAAA